Molecule: messenger RNA, 702 nt
Organism: Alternaria burnsii
Lineage: Eukaryota; Fungi; Ascomycota; Dothideomycetes; Pleosporales; Pleosporaceae
Exons: 1
Coding region: 1-702 (233 amino acids)
Source: RefSeq, a predicted model, not a curated record
AUGCCUAUGCGCGGCGGCUAUGAUUCUCGAUAUGAGCUUGUUCGCCGGAACAAUGGUUGGAAUUGGAUUCGACGGAGAAGUCGCUCUCAUGGCCAUGGUCAUCAACCUCCGCCCAUGAGAUAUGCUAAUUACGACCCCGACUACACAGACGACAUGCUUCGGCGGGAUCAACUACGCGUUCUGGCCGCCACAUCCUACUUAGAACACUGCGCAUAUAAUCAUCGCGUUGUAGCUUGGUCUGGAUAUAACCAACUAACUCCUUACGAUUUUGGACAUCAUGAACACUAUUCUGCAGUCGAAUACCCCCGCCAAGAGGGUCACUCUCGAAGCGCCAGCCUGCCCCGGAACUCCACCACUCCAGCUGCCUCUAUUCAUGGUCACAAUGCGCGCCGGAGCACCGUCCCCAGCCCCAGCCACAGUGUCAACGUACCUCAGAACACUACGACCAUACCUAACCACGACCGUGAAGCAUCUCAUAGCAUAGCUACGGAUACCAACCACAAUGAUGGUAUUGCAGAGCGCUAUCCUUACAUCCGUGAACAUAUCCGUCAACAUCCUCGGUUCUGGGAGGCGGUAUUUCUUGCGGAGAAAAUUGAGAAGUUCCAAGAGGGUGAUAGGGAGUUGGAUUCCUAUCAGACGCGCUUAGACCAGAUCGUUCAGGAAAUCAGCAAGGAUGUCAGGGAACAACAUGGCUUGUGCUAG